AUGGAGACAUACAACUACAUGAAAGGGCUGAACAGGUUUUCCUUUGCAAGCAGAAUAUCUCGUAAAAGAAGCAGGAAUGGAGUGGUGUCAGUUUUCACGAGACACUGGUUAGGCAGCUUUGUCUUUGGUGCCAUCGUUGCCACGUUAUUUUUCUAUGCCGUUUUCCUCAGCUAUAACUUGGAAUGGGCUUCAAAUAUUGACAGACACAGCAGAGACGCUAGAUUGCAUGAGUUGGAAGAACAGCUGAAAGCUCUUCAAGAACAACUGGCACUACCAGAGCGCACUGCUCCGCCACUUUCAAAUGUUGCUUGUACUGGAAAACCAGAUCCAGAAAUUCCCAAGUGUGAAGUAAUCCAUGUUGCCAUAGUAUGUGCUGGAUACAACUCAAGUAGAUCUGUUGUGACUCUCAUCAAAAGCAUUCUCUUUUAUCGUAAAAAUCCGCUGAACUUUCACAUUAUCUCUGAUCCAGUCGCUCAUUUGAUUUUGAAUGCUCUUUUUGAGUCAUGGAGUGUCCCACAAGUCGAGAUGAACUUCUAUCCUGCUGACAGCGUUGUGGGAGAUGUAUCAUGGAUCCCUAAUAAACACUACUCUGGUGUGUAUGGUUUGCUGAAACUAACUCUUCCGAAAAUUCUGCCUCGUAGUCUGGAAAAGGUUAUUGUCCUGGACACAGAUGUUACCUUUGCGACGGACAUUGCUGAACUGUGGCGAAUGUUUGCCAACCUAAAACAUAAGCAGGCCUUAGGUCUUGUUGAAAAUCAAAGUGACUGGUACUUGGGUAAACUUUGGAAAAAACACCGACCAUGGCCAGCAUUAAGCAGAGGUUUCAAUACAGGAGUCAUUCUCCUCCAUUUGGAUAAACUUCGGUCCUUAAACUGGGCUCAGCUGUGGCGAAGCAUUGCAGAAAAAGACCUUAUCACGCAUUACUUAACUAGUCUAGCUGAUCAGGAUAUAUUCAAUGCAAUCAUAAAGCAGCAUCCAUAUUUAGUUUUUACGCUCCCAUGCCAGUGGAACGUUCAACUAAGUGAUAACACACGUAGUGAACUGUGCUAUACAGAAGUGACACACAUCAAGAUCAUCCACUGGAAUUCACCAAAGAAGCUGAAGGUCAAGAACAAGCAUAUUGAGUUCUUCCGCAACCUCUAUUUGACGUUCCUUGAAUACGAUGGUAACCUGCUUCGUCAAGAAUUAUUUGGAUGUAAUCUCACAAAAACAACGCGCAAAGAUGAAGAACUGAGCAAACUGAACGAAGAGGAUGUUUGUUACGAAUUUCGACGUGCAUGCAUCAACAACUACAGGACUCAUUUGUAUUUAUUGGACUAUGAUUAUGAGCCGACUCCAGAUGGUUAUGAUGUUACUCUAGUUGCGCAGCUAUCCAUGGACCGACUCCAGAUGCUUGAGACUCUCUGCAAGCAUUGGGAUGGACCAAUUAGCCUCACAUUCUAUAUGUCUGAUGCUGAAGCGCAGCAGUUUUUGAGCUAUGCCCUAAAUUCGGAGUUUUUAAACCGCAGAAAAAAUAUUGGCUACCACAUUGUCUAUAAAGAGGGUAAUUUCUAUCCUGUGAAUUUCUUACGGAACGUUGCUUUACGUCAAGUUAACACUCCUUAUGUAUUCUUGACGGACAUUGAUUUCCUGCCUAUGUUCAAUCUGUACUCAUACAUCCGAAGAUCUCUGCAAGUUUUAGAUGUUAAUGGAGGCAAAAAGGCUUUAGUUGUUCCUGCGUUUGAAACUCAGAGGUACCGAAUCACGUUUCCACAGAGCAAAGCAGAACUUUUGAGCAUGCUGGAUAUGGGAUCCCUCUUCACAUUCCGUUACCAUGUAUGGACUAAAGGCCAUGCGCCUACAAAUUAUGCCAAAUGGAAAAUAGCGACUACACCAUACAAGGUACAAUGGGAGCCAGAUUAUGAGCCAUACAUAGUGGUUCGCAAAGACAUUCCAGAAUAUGACACACGUUUUGUUGGAUUUGGCUGGAACAAAGUAUCGCACAUCAUGGAGCUUGAAGCACAAGGAUUUGAGUUUAUUGUUCUCCCUAAUGCAUUUAUCAUUCACAUGCCCCAUGCACCCAGCUUUGACAUCGCCAAGUUCCGAAGCUCAGCUCACUAUAGGAACUGUUUAAAAAUUCUCAAAAAUGAAUUUGUGAAAGAUCUGGAGAAGCGCUAUGCUAAAUUUUACCAAACAGUAGUGGUAAGGUGAUUAAAUUUACCCGAGCCUAUUGUUUUUCAUCAGGAGUCAUCAACAUAUGAGGCUCUCUUUGCUUUGAAAAAAUAUUGUACUCAACACCACUUUGGUGUUAAAUGUUACAUGAUAUCAGUAAUGCGAAGUUGCUCACAAUUAGCUCUUAGAUGAGAGAUUAAGACUGUUAACUUUCAUUCUGUCAGAAACUAUAUUCAGGUAAGAUGUAUGAUCUCUUUCCUACCUCUAAGUUAAAGCAUUAUUGUAGAGCUCCUCAUCUCACUACAUUAAUAGUAGGGGAUGCAAUUUUCUGAAAAACAAAGGGAGAAAUCAUGUCACGAAUAUUGGUCCUAUAGUUUGAAACUGAAACCAAAUGAAGAAUGAAAGUUUUGAAGUUGUGUCCCCAGAAUAAUUGAGUCGUAUUCAUUUUUAGAGCAAGCUUGAAGAGAUGCUCACAGGACUGCCAAUUGGUAGUUGGUGCCAUACACAAGAUUUUUAUCGUUUUACUCCUAUUUUUUUGAUUCCUUUGAUUUUAGGUAAACUAAGUUAAUCUUGCUGACAAUUUUAUGAAGUUACGUUUAUGUAACGCUCUAUCUAAGUUUAAUUAACACUUAGGUAACAGCUGCUAUCAAGAAUCCAAUUGAUUUGUAACAAUAUUUUAAUUUUGGUAUCUUGUUGGACCUCAGUACUUAAAAGUAAUUAUGUAGGUUGUAACUUUGUUAAUCAAAUUUUUAUCUUUGUGCGUACAGAGAUGUUACUCUUCUUUUUUGUUUUUAAUAUUUGUUUUUACUUACAUCUGAAAAAUAAAUGUUUGAUGGAUGUCAA
Bemisia tabaci is the source of this 2994-nucleotide messenger RNA. Lineage: Eukaryota; Metazoa; Arthropoda; Insecta; Hemiptera; Aleyrodidae. The record is from RefSeq and is a predicted model, not a curated record.